Molecule: messenger RNA, 942 nt
Organism: Lolium rigidum
Lineage: Eukaryota; Viridiplantae; Streptophyta; Magnoliopsida; Poales; Poaceae
Product: AT-hook motif nuclear-localized protein 20-like
Exons: 1
Coding region: 1-942 (313 amino acids)
Cellular component (GO): nucleus
Molecular function (GO): minor groove of adenine-thymine-rich DNA binding; DNA-binding transcription factor activity
Source: RefSeq, a predicted model, not a curated record
AUGGCGUGGUGGGCUGGGAGCAUGGGCGGCAUGGACCUCCGCAACCACCUCUCGCAGUUCGGCGGCCCGCCCGGCGGCGGUGCCAUGGGAGGCGGCGACCAGGCACCAACCACACCAAACAGCAGCGGGAGCAACAACCAUGAUGAUGAGUCCGGAGCCGCACAGGACUCCCCCACUGCCGGCGCGGGCGACAACUCCCCUACCCCGGGCGCAUCCGGAGGGAGCGGAGGCGGAGGGGGUUCUUCGUCUGGCAGGCGGCCGCGAGGGAGGCCGGCUGGAUCCAAGAACAAGCCCAAGCCGCCGAUCAUCAUCACGCGGGAGAGCCCCAACACCCUGCGCUCGCACGUGCUCGAGAUCGCCAGCGGCGCCGACAUCAUGGAGGCGGUCGCCACGUUCGCGCGCCGGCGCCAGCGCGGGGUCUCCGUGCUCUCCGGCAGCGGCGUCGUCGGCAACGUCACCCUGCGCCAGCCCGCGGCGCCGCCCGGCUCCGUCGUCACGCUCCACGGCCGCUUCGAGAUCCUCUCCCUCUCCGGCGCCUUUCUACCCUCGCCUUGCCCGCCCGGCGCCACCGGCCUUGCCGUCUAUCUCGCCGGCGGACAGGGCCAGGUCGUCGGAGGCACGGUCGUCGGGGAGCUCGUCGCGUCUGGGCCCGUCAUGGUCGUCGCGGCCACCUUCUCCAACGCUACCUACGAGCGCCUUCCGCUCGCCGAUGAAGAGCCUGGUGGCGAGGGGGGCAUCGCACCCACCGGGUCAGACGGGAUGCAGCUGCCGGAGGGACCGCCUCUCGGAGGAAAUGGCGGGAUGGGUGCGCCGCCCGGACUGCCAGACCCCUCCUCAAUGCCAUUCUACAACUUGCCGCCGAACCUGAUGCCCAACGGCGGCGGUCAGAUGUCGCCGCACGAUGUGUUUGGCUCGUUUCGGCCACCACCGCCGGCCUUCUAG